AUGGCCGCCUCCCCCGUUCAGAACCCCGCGGUGCAAGCCGAAUCCAAGUCGGCCAAGAAGAAGAAGGCGAAGAUUGCUGAGCGCACCGAGUCCCCUGCUCCUACUGCCUCUCCCGCUCCCGAGAGGGCUGACGGCUCCGAUGAGUCUGGCGAGACGCCCUACAUUCGCGAGAUCCAGAAGAACAUUCGUAACACCAACAAGAAACUUACCAACGCCUCCAAGAUCGACAACUUGAUCGCCGAGAACCCCGGCAAGUCGCUCGACGACCUUGUCGCUUCCCGCAUCAUCAAUGCCGACCAGAAGGCUCAAUACCUGAAGAAGCCUGCUCUGCAAGCUCAGAUCACCCAGUAUGAGGAGCAGCUUGCCCAGUACAAGAAGAUCGACCAGGAAUACCGCGCUCGUGCUGCAAGCGAGAAGGCUGAGCUGGAGAAGUCCUUCGCCGAGAAGCUCGAGAAGCUGGAGAAGGAGAAGGCUGCUGCCGUCGCCGAGGCCAAGGCCCAGCUGGAGGGCGACUCCAGCAAGACCAUCAGCAGCAAGCUUCUCACCCUGUCACAGUUCCUCCGUCUUGCUGCUGCCCGCCGCUCCGAGGAUGCUGACCCCAACGUCGAGGAGAACCGCGCGCUCGAGGGUGUUCUGCUUGCCAUAUACACCGGUGACGAGAGUGCUGUCGCCACCAUGCUGAAGCUGAUCGACGGCAGCGACGAGCUGACCUACAGCGUCAAUGGCGAACAGCUCCAGACGACUUUCGGCCAGGUCAAGGCUGCUUCUCAGGCCUACAAGUCUCCCUUCGAAGAGGCGACUGCCGAAACCGAGACCGCCGCUGCCGAGGCCGUUACCGACCCCACCAUUGCCAACGCUACUGUGAACGAGAUCGAGGCUGAGAACGCGGCCGUCACCAACGGUCAGAUUGAGCACGCCACCGAGACCCCCAGCAACGCCGACAUCGUCAGCGGCUCCGGUAACGCUGCGGGCGAGAAGUGGGACCAGGCGGCCGAUAACAGCAUGUCGCUAUCCCAGGAAUGGGUCUCUGUCCCUCGCGAUCUUGCCGAGACUGAGACCGGCGUCGAUGCUACCCCUGCUGCUGCCUCCAACACCCAAUCUUGGGCCGACGACCAGCCCGAGCAGCAUGAGGUCCAGGCUGAGGCUCCCGCCCCUGCUGCUGACCCCAACGACGGCUUCCACCAGGUCCAGGGCCGUAACCGCGGUCGUGGCGACCGUGAGGGAGGCUACCGUGGCCGUGGCCGUGGCGAGUGGCGCGGACGUGGACGCGGCGAGGGCCGUGGUGGACGCGGGCGCGGCGGCCAGCGCGGCGGCUCCGUCUCUCAGCGAGGACCCCGCCGGACUGAAGAGUCAUAG
Molecule: messenger RNA, 1356 nt
Organism: Colletotrichum graminicola M1.001
Lineage: Eukaryota; Fungi; Ascomycota; Sordariomycetes; Glomerellales; Glomerellaceae
Exons: 5
Coding region: 1-1356 (451 amino acids)
Source: RefSeq, a predicted model, not a curated record